Messenger RNA from Dioszegia hungarica, 2634 nucleotides. RefSeq lists its product as uncharacterized. The record is from RefSeq and is a predicted model, not a curated record. The transcript is spliced from 6 exons. Lineage: Eukaryota; Fungi; Basidiomycota; Tremellomycetes; Tremellales; Bulleribasidiaceae. The coding region runs from base 1 to 2634 and encodes 877 amino acids.
AUGAACCCCCUUCCUCCUCCUCGACUUCCCGUCGAGCUCAUCGGUCACAUCUGCGACAUCCUCCGCGUACGGGUCGACAACACCUCCCUCUGCACUCUCAUGCGUUCUUCAUCCCUCCUCUACGACAUCGCUUCGCGAAAACUAUACCGCCAUAUUCGGCUCAGCCAAGCGAACCUCCAGCAGUUCCUCUCGGGCAUGCACCUGAUCAAGGCGGGCGAGUUCUGGUUCGAUCGCUCUGCGUUCGCAUAUUCCCGGGUGAUUAAGAUGUCGGAGAGAAGGUCGCCGAGAGCCGGGGAGCAGCGUGCCGAUGACAAGGAGUGGGAGGGGAAAUUGAAGCUGUUCGGGUGUAUCAAGGAGAUCACCGGGAUAGUUUUGGCGGGGUCAGGGAAUGGGAGGGUACUUCAACAUGACGAUGUCGCCGCUUGGGCGCUAGGCUUAUGCCCCAAGGACCAUAUCCUCGACCGGGACAGCGUCCUACUCCCGAAUCUUCGCAUCAUCCAUUUUCACACCGAUCUCGUCCACCGCCAGCCGGGAUUGACCGUUCACGUGCGGCCUGUCGAUCAGUCCGCUGCUUUCUUUCAGCACCCUUCAUGGGACAUUUGCAUGCGGAUCGGCAGUCAUGCGCGCGUCGGGCGUCGAGACGCCUGGUUCGCUCGACCUUACGGCUGGCUUCAAUACCUUUCGUUACGGAGCCAGGUGCGGAAUCUCGCUGUCCACUCGCACGAUAGCAAGACGGCGAAAUCCACCUUUGUCCAGGUCAGGGGUUCGUAUCGCAUCUACAUCAUGACACCUGAUACUCCCGGUAAUCGAUCGGACAUAUGGCGAGAAAUCGUCAAGCACAUCCUGGACCGAACAACAGGCGUACGCGUGUUCGGCGCUUUCGACUCGUCAACUGCGAUGGGACGGACUGCAAAGGUGUCGGCGCUGCAGGAGCUCGUGUCGCUGGGUCAGAGUCAUCGUCGGGAGAGGGUGGAUGUGCCAAAGAGGGACAGCGAGAAAGCGGUGUGGUUUGCACCUGAUGGCUAUAGGGAGGGCUGUAUGUGUGGUGCCGCUAUUCCAGAGGGAUAUGAUCUUCAAUGCUUAGCACUUCCCGGCGUGCUCGGUCAUCUUCCCCCGUCCAACUCCAUCCACCACCUCGAUCCGCCUCCAGUCAUCAGCCGGUCAUUCAUCUCCUUCGGCACAUUCGCCUGUGGCCCCUUGGCCGACAGCCUCCUGGGAUCGGGGCUGCAGAGGUACAAUUUCCAGCUCGCAGCUGAAACCGAGUGCCUUCUUUCUUUUAUGCAUUCGUCCGCUAACCGGGCCAAACGCCUUCCCCAAUCGCUACUGCCUAGCUCUGCCCGGAAAGCCUUUUUCUGGGCGCAGGACACGGAUCCGGAGGCGGCAGACUCCAAGUGUAUUGACGAGAUUCGCGCUCUUGCUUCCAGAAGGAUACUCCAACAGGCCACUGCGUCGCGCCAAAACGCCACUUUCAGGGCUACAUCGGUACACUCCUCCCUAUCGCUCCCCUCCCCAUUCGACCACUCCCUGCCCCUCCUCCUCCCCUCGACAACACCCAUCAUGAACCCCCUCCUACCCAAGCCUCGGCUCCCCGUCGAGCUCAUCAGCCACAUCUGCGACAUCCUUCGCGUACGGGUCGACAACACCUCCCUCUGCGUCGUCAUGCGCUCCUCCUCCCUUCUAUACGGUAUCGCGUCGCCCAAGCUAUAUCGGACGGUUCGGCUCAGUCAGGCAAAUCUCCGGAAGUUCCUUCUGGGGAUGCACCUGAUAGAAGAAGGCGAAGACUGGUUCGAUUGGGUCAAAUUCAGUUCCUGCCGCCGCAAGAAGGGGGGUAGAACGGAGACGGCUGCGGAAGCAGGGAGGUGGAAGGUCAGACUGCUACUCUUCCGGCGCAUCCAGGAGAUCGUGGUCACCGGGUUGUUUGCGGCGGAAAAGGGGAAGAAGGGAGAUUAUCGACACGAUGACAUCGCUCAUUGGGCCUUUGCUCCAUGCCCAUUGACAUCCCUUCGCGAUCGGAAACUUUUCCUCCUCCCAUCCCUACGCAAGAUCGACAUGUACUCCGAUCGUUCCGUCGAACCCCACCCGGCCAUUACCUUCCAUGUGCGCCCAAUCCUCCGUUCAGAUCGCUACGAACCUCUCGCAUGGAACAUCUGCCUGCGGAUCGCCAGUCCCGUGCGCACGCUGGACCACCACCCUAUCCCUCUUUUGUUUCACUGGCUGAACCACCUACAAAUACACCGCCAGGUGUACGACCUCGCCAUACAUUCCUACGACGAUGCGGAAGCGGUCGAUCUCCCUCUGACGACCAGUAAUACUUGCCGCAUCUACACCGCGACUACUUCUGGUCGAUCCAAAGAUCGCGUUUCAGCGCGCGACCGCGCAUGGGACACGGCCCUGAGAAACAUUGCCUUUUCAAGGACCUACGUGCGGAUAUUUGGCACCUUCGACGCCGCCCCUUCCCCUACAAGUGCAGAAGCGGAGCGGAAGGCAAUGAUCCGCAAAAUAUCAUCUCGGGAGGAAUGCGAGCAUCGUCAGGAGGAAGUGGGUGCGCCCAAGGUGGAGGGGGAGAGUGGGUUGUGGUUUGCGCCGGAUGGAUAUAGGGAAGGCUGCUUCGGAGGCGAAUCCAGUAAUUGGUGA